GGCAGGUCUGGAAGCCGGAAGUGGCCGUGUGGGAGCUAACUCGGGACUCAGCCGAGGUGAAGCCAGGGGCGCGCCCUCGCUGUGCCCCCAGCCCGGGCACGAGCCCUCCGCGAAGGCCGGAGCCAUGGGGGCUCCGCGCCGCCGGCCGCGCGCGUCCCGGGGGCCCCCGCCGGUGCCGUCGCUCCUGCUUCUCCUCCUGCUCCUGUGCGGCCCGGGCCUGGGUCGCGCCUCCCUGAGGCUCUUGGACCACCCGGCGCCCGUGUGCACCCAGCAGGGGCUGAACUGCACAGUCAAGAACAGUACCUGCCUGGAUGACACCUGGAUCCACCCUCGAAGCCUGACCCCCUCGCCCCCCAAAGACGUGCAGACCCAGCUGCGCUUUGUCCACACGCAGCAAGGACACCUGCUCCCCGUGGCUCAUGUCGAGUGGACGCUUCAGACAGACGCCAGCAUCCUCUACCUGGAGGGAGCGGAAUUGUCUGUCUUGCAGCUGAACACCAACGAACGUCUGUGUGUCAAGUUUGAGUUUCUGUCCACACUGAAGCAUCAUCACAAGCGGUGGCGUUUUGCCUUCAGCCACUUCGUGGUGGAACCCGGCCAGGAGUACGAGGUGACCGUCCACCACCUGCCUAAGCCCAUCCCUGACGGGGACCCAAACCACCAGUCCAGAAACUUCCUGGUGCCCGACUGCGAGGACCCCAGGAUGAAGAUGACCACGCCCUGCGUGAGUUCAGGCAGCCUGUGGGACCCCAACAUCACUGUGGAGAUCCUCGAGGCCCACCAGCUGCAGCUGAGCUUCACGCCGUGGAACGAGUCCACCAAAUACCAGAUCCUGCUGGACAGCUUUCUGCCCGCGGAGAACCGCAGCUGCUUCCGGCGCGUCGUGGAUCUGGACGUGCCUGCACAGGAGGCCACCCGGCAGUGCUGCAACGUCACACUCACCCUGCCAGACUUCAGCUGGUGCUGCCGUCACCACGUGCAGAUCCAGCCCUUCUUCAGCAGCUGCCUCAACGACUGCCUCCGACACUCGGUGGCCGUGCCCUGCCCAGGGGUCCCACACACCCCAGACACCGUUGAAGGUAAGGCCGACUCCUCCCAGUCUCUGCCGCCUCAGGGGACACAGAGGUCCCUGUGUCCUGGAGUGGAGCCAGGCAGAAAGGCUGUACCAGGAGGCGGCCCUGGGUGGUGGGACCAUGGCCCAUCUUGGUGUCAGGGAGGACCCCCCAGGGUGGGCGGCUGGUUGAGGACCCCAGGGCUGGCACAGCAGAGAGGGCAGCUCAGGGAGGGCAGCGGGCGGGCCCCCGGGGCUGGUGUCACAGGCCUCCCUGCCACGCCAUCACGCUGUUCUCCUGCCACAGACCACGUGCCCCUGUGGGUGUCCAGGUGCAUCCCCGGCCUCUCCAUCCUGUUCGUGGGUUCCGUCAUCCUGCUGACCGUCUGCCUGGCCUGGCGGUUACCGGGGUCCCGUCACGGAAAAUGUGAAAACGGCAGCAAAUGCACAGACGUCCCGCCCGCUGCCACCAGCCUGAGCCCCCCACCCCUGAAGCCCAGGAAGGUCUGGAUCGUCUACUCGGCUGACCACCCCCUCUACGUGGACGUGGUCCUGAAGUUCGCCCAGUUCCUGCUCACCGUGUGCGGCACCGAAGUGGCCCUCGACCUGCUGGAGGAGCAGGCCAUCUCGGAGGCGGGGGUCAUGACCUGGGUGGGCCGCCGGAAGCAGGAGGUGGUGGAGGGCAACUCCAAGAUCAUCGUCCUGUGCUCCCGAGGCACCCGGGCCAAGUGGCAGGCCAUCCUCGGCUGGGAGGACGCCGCCGUCCAGCUUCGCUGUGACCGCGGGAAGCCCGCGGGGGACCUGUUCACGGCGGCCAUGAACAUGAUCCUGCCGGACUUCAAGAGGCCGGCCUGCUUCGGCACCUACAUCGUCUGCUACUUCAGUGACAUCAGCUGCGAGGCUGACAUCCCCGAGCUCUUCAACAUCACCUCCUGCUACGCGCUCAUGGACAAGUUUGAGGAGGUCUACUUCCGCAUCCAGGACCUGGAGAUGUUCGGGCCGGGCCGCAUGCACCGCGUCGGGGCGCUCACGGCCCAGAACUACCUGCAGAGCCCCAGUGGCCAGCAGCUCCGCGAGGCCGUGCAGCGCUUCCGCCGCUGGCAGGCCCAGCGCCCCGACUGGUUCAAGCUCGAGAACCUCUGCCUGGCAGACGACCAGGACCUCCCGUCCCUGGACGAGGAGGCCUUCGAGGAGCCGCCGCCGGGAGGAGGGAUCGUCCGGCAGGAGCCGCUGGUGCUGGAACCCGCCUCCCAGGGCAGCCUGCUGGUGGAGCUGCUCCUUGCGGGGGAAGGAGGGGGCCCGUCGCGGCUGGAGCCCCAGCCUUGGCCCCAGGAGCAGCCGGCGGCCCAGACGCUCCAGACCACGGUGGUCCCGGUGGACGGGGCGCCUCCAGCGCAGGCGGUGGAGCCCAUCCUUCGGGCCGUCAGGAGCGGUGCCGCCAGCCGGCUGGCCCUGGCUGGGGGAGACGAGGCCUGCCCGCUUCUGGGCGGCUGGGGCCCGGGGCGGAACAGCAUCCUCUUCCUCCCCAUGCACCCCAAGGACCCGCCCGUCCGCAGCAGCCCCACGGGGCGGCCAGACGGCUCCAUGUUGCCGUCCCUGCAGCAGAGCCCGCGCUGCCAGGAUGUGCGCACGCCCCCUGGGGGGGAGCAGCGGCGGUCUGUGCAGUCCGACCAGGGCUACAUCUCCAGGAGCUCCCCGCAGCUCCCGGACGACGCCGACGGGGACCGGGGCGGGGGGCCGGGCGGGCAGCCGCUGUGUCCCGAGGGCCUGGAGAGCCUGCGAAGCCUGCAGCUGCUGCUCUUCUUCCAGGAGCUUCGCAAGAACCCUGGCCUGGAGCCCAAGGGGCCGCCGCGUGGGGCCUCCCCUGCCCAGGGUGGGCCCCCUCGACCUUCUGCCGUGCGAGGACACAGCGAGAUGGCCGUCUGUGAAGCAGGAAUCUGCCGGCACCUUGACCUUGGACGUCCAGUCUCCAGCACCGUGAGGGGUGUUUCUGUCGUUGAUGAGCUGCGCAGUCUGCAGUGUUCCGUUACAGCAGCCCGAGCGGACAAGGACGGGGACAGAGGAGCUGAGCCUUCCCAUCCGCCAGCCUCUGAGGCACCAUCCCUCUGAUGAUGCAGAGCCCCCAGUCUCACACUGGUCUCAGCUGGCCGCAAGUGCUGGAGAUUCCGUCAGCCUGAAUGUGGUGUCAGCCAUUUGCCAACACCAAGAGCAUCAAGUGUGAAUAAGGCCAGGCCUCUCUUCUCGUGCUGCUCUGCACCUCGGCUAAUAAAAUCCUGCCUCACCCAGAGAGGUCCUCCGAGAGCCCACGUCCUGCGGUCUGUGACCACUACCCCUGGACUCCUCUCUUGGACAGAGUGACAGAAGGGACUCGAGGAGGCAGGAGGACCCCCGGCCACGUGACCCUCGUGGAUGUCCACGGCUUUUCCUGUAGGAAGACGAGGAGUGAUUGCGCAGGGCUGUGGACCUUGCGGGAUUCCUUGCUUCUGAACCAGCUUCUCCUUUCUGCUCAGGAAGGUCCUCAGGUUUCGGAGGGGGUUCUGUUCAUCCCUUAAACAUCCACUCGGCAGGCUGAGCCGGGCCUCUGAACGCCAGCUGUGAUGGCUUUUACUGAUUGCCUGCUUACCUUUGAAUCGGAAAGAAGGGGGAGCAUGAUGCUCACAGGACGAUGGCGUCUCCAUCCUACAGCCUUCGCCCUCCGCGGGGGGCAGUCUCCCCUCCCAGGUAAACGACGGAGGGGCCUCCUGCGAAGACCUGCCCGGUGAGGGCCCAAGUGUCAGAGGAACGGGGAAGGAAGGGAGAAGCCUAGUCCAAUGCCCCCACACCCAGGCACCCUUUCCUGGGGGGAGUCACCUUCGGUUGUUCACGCCUAAGUGUGACGCAGUGUCCUGGCUCCUUCCCUUCCUGAGAAGAGCGUCUGCCUGCGGCCUGACUGGGGGCCUGCGGGACUCAAAGGGUGUGGGUCCAGCCCCUGCUUUUUAGCCAGAGCCGCACAACGGAAGGGAGGCCACAUCCGAAGGCUGCCCGCGGCCAACGGACGCGGUUCAGACCCGGAUUCCCUUCCUGACCUCAGUGCAGCCUCCAGCAAGUGGCUCUGUCCUUCUGGGCUCGGGGGUGGAGGGGAGGCCCCCCCAGAGGGGCUGCGAGGACCCGGAGGGGCCGGCCAUCGGAGCGCGGGGCCCCGAGUCCCCCGACCCCAGGCCGGCUGCAGGGCCAGACUCACCCGACACGACCUCCCCUCUUGAGCAGGUGAGGGGCAGCUCAGCCACGAGAAACGUAGUCAAGGUGGUCACCUUACCGUCCAUCCGCAUUUAGGGAGAAAUGAAGACACGGUCUUUGCUGUUCUGAAACUAUUGUAUAUGUAAGUUUUGUCCCCGUUAUGAUUGUGAAUGUCUUGACGGAAAGGACCGUUUUUGCACAUAUCGCCCCAGUACCGCAGCCUGUGAGGGAGGGGACGUCGCUGCUGUCUUAUAAGUGAGGGAAGGCCCUGGAGGCCAGGUGGUGCUAGCGCCCAGCUGCGGGGGGCAGGCCGGGCAAGUGAGGCGGGCCCUUGGCCUCACCUGAAUAGCCCCUGAAUAGCACCAGAUGUUUCUGUGCUAAAGAACAACGACCGUAGUCUUUUUUUUUUAAUUUAUUUUUGGCUGCGUCGGGCCUUCGUUGUUGCGGCGAGCGGGGGCUUCUCUUGUUGCGGAGCACGGGCUCUAGAGCGCAGGCUCAGUAGUUGUGGCACGCGAGCUCAGUUGCCUCAUGGCAUGCGGGAUCUUCCCGGACCAGGGCUCGAACCCAUGUCCCCUGCACUGGCAGGCGGAUUCUUAACCACUGCGCCACCAGGGAAGUCCUACUGUAGUCUUAUUUUUAUGCAGACCCCAUGUUCUCCUAGACGCCCCAGACUCCGUUGUGUUGAAAACAAAACAAGCAUGGCCUGUUCUCCUUUGUGAUAGCAUUUCUGCUUCUGGCUGGGGAGAGAAGGGCAGAGCAUUUAAAGUCAUUUCUCAGCCCUUCUCCCACUAACGAGUUAUUCUCAGAAAGAAGGAGUGAGAGCCCAGGAGCUGAGGAAUCACCCUCGGGCUGAGAGCCCAGGGGACUUGGCUGUGCUGAGGAAGCCUGGCUGGGCCACACCAGGCCGGCCGGGUCAAGAGCCCGCCAACCGCCUGGAAGGAAGUAGCCAAGGUGCACCCAUAACGUUAACACAGACCCGCAAGAUGAUGACAGAUGCCACGGUGACAUUUAAGAGUUUAGUAAGGAAACCAGGACAGGAAAGAUCUGAAAAGAAACUACACAGGAAGCUUGUCACAAGUCUCAAGUUUUUUAUUUUCAGAACAGAAGCUGGUUUUAUUUUUAAAAAGAGAAGGAGAAAAGAACGUGAUAAAUGCCAGCGAGGUACCACUUCCGUCCUCCAGGCUCUGACUGCCAGCUCGCUCUCUUCCACGAAAACUCAUGGGCUCGGAGCCGUCCUUAGAGAAGGUCUGGCCCAAGCCCUUUCCAAAAAGAUAAGGAGUCCGAGGCUCAGGGGAGGACGGCCUGACCUGCCCAACGUUAGAGGCGGGCAGCCCGGGACCCGUGCCCAGCUUCUUCUCCGUGACCGGCACGGUGGGCGCGGGCGCGGGCCCGGGGAUGCUAGACACACCACAGCAUCUCUGGUUGGACCCCGCGCUACAGGUGUUCCCAGAAAACAAGAAAAAUGAAACUUUCGGGGCAUUUCUUUUUGUGAAUGAGGCAAGGGGAGUAAGUAAAAGGACUCAAGAAAAACACACCAGAAGGAAGGGGCUGACGCCCUGAGCACAAGUGCUGGCGGCAAGUGGCGGGAGGAG
Molecule: messenger RNA, 5859 nt
Organism: Globicephala melas (long-finned pilot whale)
Lineage: Eukaryota; Metazoa; Chordata; Mammalia; Artiodactyla; Delphinidae
Gene: IL17RA
Product: interleukin 17 receptor A
Molecular function (GO): interleukin-17 receptor activity
Source: RefSeq, a predicted model, not a curated record